Molecule: messenger RNA, 873 nt
Organism: Meloidogyne enterolobii
Lineage: Eukaryota; Metazoa; Nematoda; Chromadorea; Rhabditida; Meloidogynidae
Source: the annotation of a GenBank genome assembly
AUGCGCGCAAAAAUUAUCAUCUUUUUUCAAUUUAUAUCCAUUUUUGUAAAAAUUUUAUUGAUUUUAUUUUUAUCCCAAUUUCCCUUUUACAAUUGUGAAUUUAAUCCCGAUUUUAGAGCUUUUGUUCAUAACAGAUAUGGACUACCAAUAGUAAAUCAACUAGAAAGAAGAGAUUUGGGUAAUGAUGCAAGUACAGGUGGAGGCCCCGUAGGAAAUGAGGAGGCUGUUGUUAUUGUUCAUGGAAUUACAAAUAAAAUUACACGAUUUAAUGGAAUAAUCGAAAAACUUCGUUCUCAAGGUUUUCAAGUUUUUGGGACUACUUGGGGUGAUGGAGGGACUACGCCCGUUGGUUUGGUAGAACUUAGAUGUGCUUAUGUUAAACAAAUAAGAAGCAUGUUAAUCGCCGUACGUGAAUAUACAAACAAAAAAGUGGAUGUUAUAGCAUACUCGAUGGGAUCGCCGAUAGCCAGAAAAGCAAUCCUUGGCGGAACUUGUGUUGACACACGCGAAUUAUUAGGCCCUCCACUCACUGAACAUGUUGAUACAUUUUUAAGCGUUGCUGGAACAAAUAAUGGAGCAUUGCCUUGCCUUGUACCAAUUCCUGUUGGAACAUGUAAUAAAAAGAAUGGUCUACAUUGUGAAUCUGAAUUUCUAUCUGAUAUAAAUAAAUUAAAAGGUUAUGAAGGAACAAAUAUUUUUAGUAUAUUUUCUACAUCUGAUGAAAAGAUUGGUCUCAAAAUGUGUUCCCGUCUAGUUUCACCAAUUAUUGGAGAAACUGGUUUUGUACGUAAAGAAGGAUUAACACAUGAUCAAGUUAUGGACAAUACAAUAGAUACACAAAUAAAUUUUAUUUUUAAACAUAGACCAAGAUAG